AUGGAGUUAUAUUUCAUAGAGAGUGGAUGUGAGGAUGUCAGCAUGCUGCAAGAGCGGCCGCUGGUGCCCAGAUUGUGGUUCCUGGGCUCUGUAAAUCUCUUUCCAUCCUUUCUCCCUGGGCCGUCCUGCCUGCUGCCGACGAAAGGAACAUCAUCCUUUGGAAAGCAUCACAAUAAGACGCACACUCUGUGCUGCUGCUAUGGCUCUAAGGCCUGCCACCUUCAGAAGUCGACCUGUGGCAAGUGUGGCUACCCGGCCAAGCACAAGAGAAAGUAUAACUGGAGUGCCAAGGCUAAGAGAUGGAACACUAUCGAGACUGGGCGGAUGAGGCACCUGAGAAUUGUCUAUCGAAGAUUCAGACAUGGAUUCCGUGAAGGGACAACACCUAAACCCAAGAGGGCAGCUGUUGCAGCAUCCAGUUCAUCCUGAGGAAUUUCAGUCAGUCAUAAAAUAAAUGUUCUGGUUUCA
This is a messenger RNA of Onychomys torridus (southern grasshopper mouse), 468 nucleotides long. RefSeq names its product 60S ribosomal protein L37-like. The record is from RefSeq and is a predicted model, not a curated record. Gene Ontology annotation, cellular component: ribosome; cytosolic large ribosomal subunit. Gene Ontology annotation, molecular function: structural constituent of ribosome; RNA binding. Gene Ontology annotation, biological process: translation. Bases 1 to 429 code for a protein of 142 amino acids. The transcript is spliced from 2 exons. Lineage: Eukaryota; Metazoa; Chordata; Mammalia; Rodentia; Cricetidae.